Molecule: messenger RNA, 828 nt
Organism: Rhea pennata
Lineage: Eukaryota; Metazoa; Chordata; Aves; Rheiformes; Rheidae
Gene: HMX2
Product: H6 family homeobox 2
Exons: 2
Coding region: 1-828 (275 amino acids)
Biological process (GO): regulation of transcription by RNA polymerase II
Cellular component (GO): nucleus
Molecular function (GO): RNA polymerase II transcription regulatory region sequence-specific DNA binding; DNA-binding transcription factor activity, RNA polymerase II-specific
Source: RefSeq, a predicted model, not a curated record
AUGAGCGGCAAAGAAGACCCGAGCAAGUGCUGUCCGGCCGCGGCUCCCGUCUCCAGUUUCACCAUCCAGUCCAUCCUGGGCAGCGGCAGCGCCGACGGCGGCCGGGAGCCCGGCACCAAGGCGGCCGCCGCCUGGCCCGCCCGGCCCAGGAACCUCUCCCUGUCCUCCGACGACGAGGAGCCCGAGGAGAGCUGGAAACACCACGGCUGCUUCUGCCCCGAGGCGCACGGCCCCAAGGAAACGUGCCACAAGCACCAGCCCCUCAGUUUCGCCUGUCUCAGCAACGCCAAGGGGAGCGGAGCGGCCGCGGCGGCCGGCGCGGAGCGACCGCCCUUCCUCUCGCCAUCCCAACAGGACUUUAAGGAGGAGAAAGAGAAGCCCUUGGGGCCCUCCUCGCCCUCCUGCGGGGACCGGCAACGCGACGGCGGGGACCGGCAGGCCGGAGCCGCCAAGAAGAAGACGCGCACGGUGUUCAGCCGCAGCCAGGUCUACCAGCUGGAGUCCACCUUCGACAUGAAGCGCUACCUGAGCAGCUCGGAGCGGGCCUGCCUGGCCUCCAGCCUGCAGCUCACCGAGACCCAGGUGAAGACCUGGUUCCAGAACCGCAGGAACAAGUGGAAACGGCAGCUCUCAGCCGAGCUGGAGGCGGCCAACAUGGCCCACGCCUCGGCGCAGACUCUGGUGGGCAUGCCGCUGGUGUUCAGAGACAAUUCCCUCCUCCGGGUGCCGGUGCCCCGGUCCAUCGCCUUCCCGGCCCCUCUCUACUACCCCGGCAGCAACCUCUCGGCCUUACCGCUCUACAACCUCUACAACAAGAUCGACUACUAA